AAAAGGAGUUUGUUUCGUUCUCCAUAAAGCAAACCCACUAACAUGUACAUACCUUACCUCCCCUUUAAACUCAAUUCUCAUCUUUCUCACUAAGUUUAGCAUCACCCCCCAGCUUCGCCACCAAGAAAAUUAGUUCCAUUUCCCCUACAUAAUAGAAUGUACACCUCUUCACUUUCCAAUUUGUGCUGGAAGAGAAGUUCUCAAACAUUCAAAACCUUGGCUUCAAGAGUGAAUUAAAGAAAGAAAGGGGUAAAGAACGAAAGAGAGAAAUGAGUGCAGAUUGGGGACCGGUCAUUGUUGCAGUGGUUUUGUUCAUCCUUUUGUCACCAGGGUUGCUGUUCCAGCUGCCAUCGAGGACUAGAGUGAUCGAGUUUGGUAACAUGUGCACAAGUGGGAUAGCCAUCCUGGUUCAUGCUGUAAUAUACUUCUGCAUAGUCACCAUCUUGAUCAUUGCAAUUGGCAUUCACAUACAUGUUAACUGAUCCAAACUCCCCAAAAAAGGGUAGCUCCUUUUUUCCUUUCCUUUGGCUCUCCAUUCGUUUUCCUUAGAUGGAGCUCAUGUUUCAUAUACCUUCUUUCCUAUUGUCAAUCUAAUUUCCAUUUUCCUUUAUUUGUUUUCUUUUUUAACUACUUUGUUCAUUGUUGUUUGCAAGAUAAAUCUUGAAUUGUGUAAUAAUGAAGCUAUUUCUUGACAA
Molecule: messenger RNA, 695 nt
Organism: Theobroma cacao (cacao)
Lineage: Eukaryota; Viridiplantae; Streptophyta; Magnoliopsida; Malvales; Malvaceae
Product: DUF3339-domain containing protein
Source: RefSeq, a predicted model, not a curated record